This is a messenger RNA of Vanrija pseudolonga, 1719 nucleotides long. Its product is annotated as High-affinity methionine permease. NCBI's taxonomy places the organism in Eukaryota, Fungi, Basidiomycota, Tremellomycetes, Trichosporonales, Trichosporonaceae. Gene Ontology annotation, biological process: amino acid transmembrane transport. The transcript has 6 exons. Gene Ontology annotation, cellular component: membrane. Gene Ontology annotation, molecular function: L-amino acid transmembrane transporter activity. Bases 1 to 1719 code for a protein of 572 amino acids. The record is from RefSeq and is a predicted model, not a curated record.
AUGCCCCAGCAACACCAAGACGACGUCUCUGAGAAGUCGGACAUCGGCGAGGUCGACCAGCACGCCGUCCCGACGCUCGACAAGCGCCAGUUCGUAAUCAAGGGCGACCUGCAGUAUGUCGGCGAGUCGGGGCACAACAACGCCGAGGUGACGUACCAGAAUGUCGACGGCGCGCCGGUCGAGGUGACCAACCCGCUCGGUUAUCACGUCGGCUGGUGGACUGCGUUCUUCCUCAACGUGUCGAUGAUUAUCGGCACGGGUAUCUUCAGCACUCCAUCCACCAUCCUCCGCGGCACGGGCUCGGUCGGCCUGUCGCUCAUCUACUGGGUGCUCGGCUACCUGAUCACGCUGGCCGAGAUCAGCGUCUUCCUCGAGCUGGCGUUCCCCAAGCCGCAGUACUUCUUCCCGGUCGCGUUCGCGGUCCAGACCGUCAUCCUGCAGUUUAUGAGCUCGAACGGGUUCGUGCUGGCCAGCUACAUCUUCAAGCUGUCCAACCGUGCUCCCAAGGACUGGGAGCUCAAGGGCGUCGCGAUUGCCGGCUUGACGGUCGUCGCGAUUGUCGUCGUCGCGAACAACCGCUUUGCGCUGGGGCUGAUCAACGUGCUUGGGUGGAUCAAGAUUGCCACGCUGCUGUUCAUCACUUUCACCGGCUUCGCAGUCCUCGGCGGCGCGUUCAAGAACAUCCCCCACCCGACCGCCAACUUCCACAACAGCUUCGAGGGCACCAGCUCGGACGGCUACUCAAUCUCAAACGCGCUAGUCAGCAUCAUCUUCUCGUACGGCGGCUCGACCAACAGCUUCAACUUCACCAACGAGGUCAAGAACCCGAUCGGGACGAUCAAGCGCACUGCCUUCGGCGCCGUGAGCGUCGUCUUCGUGCUCUACUUCCUCGUCAACGUCGCGUACUUUGCCGCGCUGCCCAAGGCGACCAUCCUCAAGUCGAGCCAGAUCACCGCGUCGCUGUACUUCCAGACCCUGUUCGGCGCCCAGGCGGCCAAGGGCCUCACCAUCUUCCCCAUCCUCUCGGCGUUCGGUAACCUCACCGCGGCGCUCAUCGGCCACUCGCGCAUGGUGCGCGAGAUCGGAAGGCAGGGCGUCCUCCCCUGGCCCAAGUUCUGGGUCACGACCAGGCCGUUCGGCACGCCCGCAGCCGGCGUCUUGGUCACCUGGUUCGUGAGCGUCAUCUUUGUGCUCAUCCCGCCGGCGGGCAACGCCUUCAACUUUGUCAUCGCGCUGCAGAACUACCCGUCGUCGUUCUACCUCGCCCUCACGACCAUCGGCCUCUUCUUCAUCCGCCGCCAGCGCACGCGCCUCGGCCUCCCGCGCACAGAGUACCGCGGGUGGACCUUCGUCGCCAUCUUCUACGUGCUCGCCAACGUGUUCCUGCUCAUCAUGCCGUGGGUCCCGCCCAAGGCAGGCAUCAACGCCAGCGCCUUUGGCUUCUUCUACGCCGCGUCGUCGCUCGUCGGCCUGGGCUUCAUCGUCAUCGCGUUCCUGUACUACGUGCUGUGGAUCAAGGUCCUGCCCAAGCUCGGCAACUACAGCAUCCGCAAGGUCGUCCUCGACCUCGACGACGGCAGCGUCGCGCACAAGCUCGCCCGUGUGCCCAAUGCCGAGUUGCAGGCGUGGGACGCAAAGCACGACCCCGCGGGACACUCGCUCGCGUCCAGCGAGGAACUCGGCACAGAGUACCGCAUCGUCGAGGAGAACAAGGUGUAG